UAUUUUCUUAUAGGUCAUUGAACUUAUUCUUCGUAUGUUAUUGCUCGGUAUGAUGGAAUUAUAUAGUCAAGUAUAAUGGAAUUGGAAAUAGAAAAAAAAUCAAUGCCUUUUUUAACGUUUCAUGACGAAAAAUCUAUUUUUAUUUAUAUUUUUCAAUACAAAAUGAUAGUUAAAACAUAUCUGAAGGAUUAACAUACAUGUCACCAAUAUCAGCAGUAUAAUCCAAAAUUGUAACGACAAACAAAGUGUUUACAUAGAAGCAACAAGCGGCAACACAAUCUCCCUGGUAACCAAAAACAAAUUUACCAUCGUCACAUGAAACCUAAAAAGUUUGCAACUGAUUUUGUUGGUUCAAUAAAUGCCACAAGUUGAAGAAGAAUCGAAAAACGUUAAAACGAAAGGCAGCAGAAUUGAAAGUGAAGGAUAACAAAUGUAAACGAACAUAAAGAAGCUCAAUUAUUGAAAGACGUCAUAUUUAAGAUUAAAAACUUGCACAUUUAACUACAACAAAACUAAUUAAAAACUUUUGCAAAUGGCUCAAGAAACAGGUGGUGCCACAAAAAGGUUAAAUGCCACCUAUUCCAGUAUGUAUGGCAGAGUCAGCAAUAACAUGGGCCAUGAACGCAUGAAAGUAUACUUUUGUACCGAUUUUGAUAAGUCGGUUUUAGUGAAUAAUUUUGAAAAACGUGGCUGGCAUCAAGUUGGUGGCGAUGAUGAUUGGAAUUUUUAUUGGGCUGGUGUUCAGACAUGUCGUAAUAUCUUUAGUGUAGACAGUGGUUAUCGCAUGAAUGACAAUCAAAUGAUUAAUCAUUUUCCAAAUCACUAUGAACUAUCGCGUAAAGAUCUUUUGGUUAAGAACAUCAAACGUUAUCGUAAAGAUUUGGAAAGAGAUGGCAAUGCUUUGGCCGAGAAGUCUGAUUUGAAUUGGUCGGUAGGUGGGGUAACUAAAUAUUUAUAUUUAGAUUUUAUACCAGUUACAUUUGUUCUACCAGCGGAUUACAACAUGUUUGUGGAGGAAUAUCGUAAAAAUCCCCAAAGCACUUGGAUUAUGAAACCUUGUGGCAAGUCCCAAGGUGCCGGCAUUUUCUUAAUCAACAAACUUUCGAAACUGAAAAAAUGGUCUCGUGAAGCUAAGGGUGCCUUUCAUCCUCAGAUUGCUAAGGAAAGUUAUGUUAUUUCACGUUACAUUGAUAAUCCUCUGCUUAUUGGUGGCAAGAAAUUCGAUUUACGAUUGUAUGUUUUGGUUACUUCAUUUCGUCCUUUGAAGGCAUAUCUGUUUAAACAGGGAUUUUGUCGUUUUUGUACGGUAAAGUAUGAUACUAGCUGUACGGAAUUGGAUAAUAUGUAUGUGCAUUUAACCAAUGUCAGUGUUCAAAAACAUGGGGGUGAAUACAACUCACUGCAUGGCGGCAAAUGGUCAGUACAAAAUUUAGCCCUUUAUUUAGAGGGUACACGCGGAAAAGAAGUUACCGAUCGCUUGUUUGGUGCCAUUUCAUGGCUAAUUGUACAUUCGUUACGAGCCGUGGCCCCAGUAAUGGCUAGUGAUCGACAUUGUUUUGAAUGUUAUGGCUAUGAUAUAAUAAUCGAUAACAAUCUUAAGCCUUGGCUGGUGGAAGUGAAUGCCUCACCAUCUUUGACUUCCACUACCGUAACGGAUCGCAUUUUAAAAUAUAAAUUAAUAGAUAAUAUAUUAUCGGUUGUGUUGCCACCAGAUGGUAUACCGGAUGUUCGCUGGAAUAAAAUUCCUAGUGCUGAUGCUUUGGGUAAUUUUGAAUUGUUGUUGGAUGAAGAGUUAGCCGCUCAAGAAGAAGCUCAAAAUAGCCAACAAAGUAAGAAUUCUAAAUCUAUGGGCAAUAGAUGGAAAUGAGUUAGUUUCUGAAACUAUGAUGUUUUUCCAAUUUUUGUAGUUUUAAAUUUUAGAAUUAAGAAUUAGAAAAAUUCCAAAUUAGGUAGCGCAAUUUUUUGUUUUAUUAUACAGAAAUAUUCAAGUGCAA
Lucilia cuprina (Australian sheep blowfly) is the source of this 1994-nucleotide messenger RNA. It is a transcript of the gene TTLL1A, whose product is annotated as polyglutamylase complex subunit TTLL1. The transcript has 6 exons. Gene Ontology annotation, cellular component: cilium. Gene Ontology annotation, molecular function: tubulin-glutamic acid ligase activity; ATP binding; metal ion binding. The record is from RefSeq and is a predicted model, not a curated record. Lineage: Eukaryota; Metazoa; Arthropoda; Insecta; Diptera; Calliphoridae. Bases 533 to 1867 code for a protein of 444 amino acids. Gene Ontology annotation, biological process: microtubule cytoskeleton organization; protein polyglutamylation.